Thalassophryne amazonica is the source of this 787-nucleotide messenger RNA. RefSeq names its product kinetochore localized astrin (SPAG5) binding protein (gene knstrn). The record is from RefSeq and is a predicted model, not a curated record. The transcript is spliced from 9 exons. Gene Ontology annotation, biological process: regulation of attachment of spindle microtubules to kinetochore; spindle organization; mitotic sister chromatid segregation. Lineage: Eukaryota; Metazoa; Chordata; Actinopteri; Batrachoidiformes; Batrachoididae. Gene Ontology annotation, cellular component: centriolar satellite; microtubule plus-end; kinetochore. The coding region runs from base 85 to 753 and encodes 222 amino acids.
GGGAUCGGAAACUUUCAGCUUAGCGUUAAAACAUCUAUAAAAGCACAUUUGUCUUCGUUGUUGUUGGUUUGUUACUGCACAGAAAUGUCUUCAAAAAUCCCCAGAGUUGUGCACAUCCCUGGCGAAUCUAAGAAAGUAGCUCAGAAACUCGAGGUCAAAGAAACAGCUCCAGUUUGUCCGUCAACAAAUGGCCCCAAAUCCGACAGGGUUCUUCGAGCGCAAAAGGAAAAUAUAUUAAAAAAGAAUGUGGUCACAAAAAUUCACAAAGGAGCACCGUCCCACAGGUACGGUCCACAGGCCGAGCUGAGGGACCAGAAACAGCAUUUGAUGGCUGCCAAUGAGGAUCUGCAGAAACACCUCACUGACUCGCAGCAAAGAAUAGCUGAACUAGAGCUGCAGUACGCCGGCCUAGAGAAAGAGAAUGCAGAGAUGCACAAGCAGUUGAAGUACUUUUGUGCGCUUCUUGUCGCUGCCAAAAUCGACCCGGUUUCAGGAGAGACGGUUGGAAAAGCUGCACAACAAAAUGAAGAUGAAAGAAAAGAAGUGGUGCGUGUCUCCACUGACCUUCGGAAAGAACUAAGGGCCGUUAGUGAUGCAGCAUCACAGCAGCGUGGUCAACUGGAGGAAAUCCAAAGAACAAUGGCAGAACUGACAAAGUCACAUGACUACAUGAAGCAGGAAAGGGAGACGUUUUCCUUGGAAGCUGCUGAAAUGGAAGAAGCUCUCAAAGAAGCGGAAGCUCUGCUGUUGUAAAUGUAUGUGUUUCUUUCAGGAUUAUUUUAAAGGA